Molecule: messenger RNA, 5315 nt
Organism: Labeo rohita (rohu)
Lineage: Eukaryota; Metazoa; Chordata; Actinopteri; Cypriniformes; Cyprinidae
Gene: epha7
Product: eph receptor A7
Exons: 17
Coding region: 77-3073 (998 amino acids)
Biological process (GO): protein phosphorylation; cell surface receptor protein tyrosine kinase signaling pathway; axon guidance
Cellular component (GO): neuron projection; plasma membrane
Molecular function (GO): protein binding; transmembrane-ephrin receptor activity; ATP binding
Source: RefSeq, a predicted model, not a curated record
GCCGGAGCGUCGUCAAUGGGAAGGGAACGCCGCGUUGGAAAAAGCGCACACUGUUUAGCCAACUUUCAACUGCAUCAUGGUUUGCACCUCAGUUUCGUGUUUGUGGACUAUAUUUUGCCUUCAUUUAUGUUUUUAUGUGAACACUGGAAUAGCACAGAACACAAGAGAGGUGAUCCUGCUGGAUUCAAAGGCGCAGCAGACAGAGCUGGAAUGGAUAUCGUCUCCUCCAAGCGGGUGGGAAGAGAUCAGUGGCUUGGAUGAAAACUACACACCCAUUCGCACAUACCAGGUCUGCCAGGUCAUGGAGCCAAAUCAGAACAAUUGGCUACGGACUAACUGGAUUGAGAAGGGCGAUGCCCAGAGGAUUUUUGUGGAGCUGAAGUUUACCUUGAGGGAUUGUAACAGCCUUCCAGGGGUGGUAGGCUCUUGCAAGGAGACGUUCAACUUGUACUACCAGGAAACCGACGUGGAGGUGGGCAGGAAUAUAAGGGAGAGCCAGUAUGUGAAAAUUGACACUAUAGCCGCGGACGAGAGCUUCACUCAGGGUGACCUGGGGGAAAGAAAGAUGAAGCUGAACACUGAGGUGCGUAUAAUCGGGCCCCUCUCCCGCCGAGGCUUCUACCUGGCCUUUCAGGAUGUAGGUGCCUGCAUCGCUUUGGUCUCCGUCAAAGUGUAUUACAAGAAGUGUUGGUCGAUUAUUGAGAACCUGGCCACGUUCCCAGACACGGUGACGGGAUCGGAGUUUUCGUCGCUGGUGGAAGUGGAGGGCACAUGCGUCAGUGACGCAGAAGAGGAGGCCGACAACUCUCCCAAAAUGCACUGCAGCGCAGAAGGAGAGUGGCUGGUACCCAUUGGGAAAUGUAUAUGCAAAGCUGGAUUUCACCAGAAGGGAGACGCGUGUGAACCCUGUGGUCGUGGAUUCUACAAGUCUUCAUCUCAGGAUCUUCAGUGUUCCCGUUGUCCCGCACACAGUUAUAACGACAGAGAGGGCUCAUGGAGAUGUGACUGCGAGGACGGCUACUACAGAGCCCUCUCCGACCCCCCAUCUGUCGCCUGCACUAGGCCACCCUCAGCUCCUCAGAACCUGCUUUACAACAUCAACCACACUACCGUCAGCCUAGAGUGGACCCCGCCGGCCGACACGGGCGGUCGUAACGACGUGACGUACCGGAUUAUAUGCCGCCGCUGCACCUGGGAGCCCGAAGAGUGCUUUCCUUGCGGGAGCAACGUUGGCUUCUUGCCACAGCAGAGUGGAUUAACGGACACCUACGUCACCAUCACCGACCUGUUAGCUCACGCGAACUACACCUUCGAGGUGGAGGCCGUGAACGGCGUGUCCGACCUCAGCCGUACCCAGCGACUGUUCGCAGCCGUCAGCAUCGCGACCAGCCAAGCAGCCCCAUCUCAAGUGAGCGAGGUGAUAAAGGAGCGAGUUCAGCAGCACAGUGUUCAGCUCUCCUGGCAGGAACCAGAGCAGCCCAAUGGCGUCAUCACCGAAUACGAGAUCAAGUACUAUGAGAAAGACCAGAAGGAUCGCAUUUACUCCACCGUGAAGUCAAAGUCGACUUCAGCCACAGUCAAUAAUCUGAAGCCAAGCACAGUGUACAUCUUUCAGAUCCGAGCGUUCACCGCCGCGGGAUACGGCACCUUCGGUCCCAGAGUAGAGGUCACCACCAAGGAAGAAUCCACUGGAUCUGGUGAGCAAAAUACUACAGUCAUAUCGAGUGAGCAGAAUCCAGUCAUCAUCAUUGCGGUGGUGGCGGUAGCCGGUACCAUCAUCCUGGUCUUCAUGGUGUUCGGUUUCAUCAUAGGGAGAAGACACUGCGGCUACAGUAAGGCGGAUCAGGAAGGGGACGAGGAGCUCUACUUUCAAUUUAAAUUUCCAGGCACCAAAACCUACAUUGACCCCGAAACCUACGAGGACCCGAACAGGGCUGUCCAUCAGUUCGCCAAGGAGCUGGAUGCGUCUUGCAUCAAGAUUGAGAGGGUUAUCGGCGCAGGAGAGUUUGGAGAGGUGUGCAGCGGACGACUCAAGCUGCCGGGAAAGAGGGACGUGUCGGUGGCCAUAAAAACGCUGAAAGUAGGCUACACUGAAAAACAAAGACGGGACUUCCUGUGCGAGGCCAGCAUAAUGGGACAGUUUGAUCAUCCGAACGUGGUCCAUCUGGAGGGUGUCGUCACCAGAGGAAAACCAGUCAUGAUAGUAAUUGAAUACAUGGAAAAUGGCUCAUUAGAUGCAUUCCUCAGGAAACAUGAUGGGCAGUUCACUGUGAUUCAGUUGGUGGGGAUGCUGCGCGGCAUCGCGGCCGGCAUGAGAUACCUCUCAGACAUGGGCUACGUCCAUCGCGAUCUGGCGGCGCGAAACAUCCUUGUCAACAGCAAUCUCGUAUGUAAAGUGUCUGACUUCGGCCUGUCCAGAGUGAUUGACGACGAUCCCGAAGCUGUCUACACGACGACGGGUGGAAAGAUCCCAGUUCGGUGGACAGCCAUGGAAGCCAUCCAGUAUCGGAAAUUCACAUCAGCUAGUGAUGUAUGGAGCUACGGGAUUGUCAUGUGGGAGGUCAUGUCCUAUGGAGAACGACCUUACUGGGACAUGUCCAAUCAAGAUGUCAUAAAGGCUAUAGAGGAGGGAUAUCGUCUUCCCGCCCCCAUGGACUGCCCUCCUGGCCUCCAUCAGCUCAUGUUGGACUGCUGGCAGAAAGACCGAGCAGACCGGCCCAAAUUCGACCAGAUCGUCGGCAUCCUGGAUAAAAUGAUCCGCAAUCCUAACACCUUAAAAACGCCAAUGGGAACGUGUACGCGACCCAUAAGCCCACUGCUUGACCAGAACACUCCAGAUUUCACCUCUUUCCGAUUGGUCAGUGAGUGGUUGGAAGCCAUCAAGAUGGAGAGAUACGUGGACAACUUCACAGCUGCCGGCUACAGCUCGCUCGAAUCUGUCGCUAGAAUGACUAUCGAGGAUGUAAUGAGUUUGGGAAUCUCCUUGGUGGGCCAUCAGAAGAAGAUCAUGAGCAGUAUACAGACUAUGAGAGCCCAGAUGCUGCACCUUCACGGGACGGGCGUUCAAGUGUGAUGGGGGGGGGCGUCCGCAGCCCUUACCGGUCGGAUGAAUCAGAACUCUCCAGGACAGCACCGCAAUACGUGUGUGACAGCAAAAAAACAUGACAAAACAAAUCAACAACAAAGAAAAAACGUUCCGCACCCUUGCGGUGAGAUUAACCUUCCAGAACUGGCAGAACAGAAUCAUUCCUUUGUUACUGGCGAAGGAUUUUGAUGAAGGUGCUGGAAACCAAGAGACGGAGAGAUGUGGAAACGAGACAGUGACCUCUGGAUGCUCUAAAGAACUCAUCGCUUCAUUGAGGUGGAGCAUUCGAGAGGGUUUUUAUGAUUUGUACGGACCGUCUUUAUCGUCAAAAAAAGGUUGAUUUGCUCAUAGUUGCUAUAGAUUUCACUGAUUUCUUUUUUUUAAAAUCAAGGGUGAAUAUAAAAAUAAGCAAAUCCAGUUCAUAAGGAGCGAAUUUGCAGCGUUUGCUUUGGUUUGUAAUACCCGCAUUAAGCCAAUGUGGGACGUUACUCUUCUACUCGAUUGAUUUGUGUUAGCUUGUUUUCUCGGAUUGUGUUACGGAACUGACAACAGGGUAAAACGUCUCAUCUGGAAGGAAAGAGACAGAACCAGAGGCUGAGUACUAGUUCUCCAGCCAGCACUAUUUACAUGAAGCUCUCUCCAGACUGAAGCAUUGGCAGAGAGUCGGGCCGACCCGGCCUUUUAUAUCAAGCAGAAAUAUCCCACCGCUUGGUUUCGAGAAGCUCCCGAGAGCGGCUGGUUGUGUUUAAGAACACGGUUAGGUAUAUUUUACGAUCCUACAAGACAAUUCAGAUGUGAAUUAGUACAAAGAGAAUUGCAACCACUUCAGGUGGAGUUUUUUUUAAUGUAAGAACAACUAUUACGGUGGCAAUAUUCUUUAUAAGUUUAUAUUUACCACAUGAAUGGAUUUAUCAGUGCUGUUGUUGAAUGUGUAAACUUUUUAAUAUUGAUAUUAUUUACCAUAAAUACAUGUUUCCAUAAAGACAAAAAUGGAAAAAAAAAAAAAAAAAAAGUUAGGCUAUUUUAAUUUAAGCAACAGUUUCAUUUUGGUUUAGUAUCAGUUGGUUUCCUAGCAGGUGACUGACUUUAAAAUCAUACAAAAUGUUGUGGUGUAAAGGAGUAAUACUGCCUUAAAACAAGUCAACUAUUGCUCUUAUUUUUAGCAGCUUAGAUUCUUUGUGAGAUCACGGCCGAGUUGGGGAGAGACUGACCAAUAUGAGCAAUAAUUUGAGGUGCUGUAUAGACUUUUACUCACGUACCGCUUGGAAAUCAACAGCGGUGCUGUGAAGUUUGAUCAAAGAGAGUUGGUGAAUUUACAUGCGAGGAUCUCUCGUGUUUCUUCCACCCUUUUGUUGUGCUGAGCUCAAAUGUGAUGAGGUUUACGCUCAAGUUUUAGUGCCAUAACAGCCUUCCACUCUCAACUGAAUGUUUCGUUGACGACUCAAUGUUACGCAUCUUUAAGGAGUACUGUAGACCUUUUUAGGCUUGAUUUGAAUGGGCUUGCCACAGAACUUGUUUUAUUUACUACGAAACCUUAAUGUGACACAUUCUAAACACACACAACAUGCUUUUCAUUAUUUUGGGGAGCCAACGCCAUCGUAACCGCAACAGCCGUGCCAAGACGUGGCAUUUUUCUUGAUUAGAAAGAAAGCAUGUUUGGACGUCGCCGGAGGAUUUAGCCAAACGUUUGGCGCUUCAUCGUUUACCGUGCCGUCUCCAUCGUGAGCCCAGCUGCUUUGUCUCAUGCGGAUCAUAUCGUAGGCUGGUUAGAGGCCCAUCUCGGAUCUGCUAUCCUUCCAUCUCGCUAACCUCAGCAUUGAGCCCACGCCAGGCCUUUGAAUUGAAUGCGAGCGGAAAGGCUCUCGGUCAGCACAAACCUCCCAAGCUUGGGCAGUAGCUGCAGUCACUCAGAUCAGCCUCCCCGCACGCUCUGAUCUCACACUCGGGCCUCCCGGAGGCCCCUCGCAGGCCCUUACCCUCUCCGUUCGGAUCCGGGGCCCCUGUAGAGACAGCAAUUUGAGCCAAUUUGAGAUUAACGCCUGGAUUCAAUCAAUCCCACAUUGAGGCCACCGUACGGGUCAAUGACAAAUCUGUCAAUUUUGUCUCCUUUUCUGCUUUGUGCCGUUUCUAACUUUUCUGGUUUGAUGGUAGCGGAGUUUUCGGUCAAGACGGUUUGUGCUGUGGAUUGAUUGAGUUCACGGUGCAGCAGGGUAUUAAAGACGCCAGAGAG